Molecule: messenger RNA, 863 nt
Organism: Zea mays
Lineage: Eukaryota; Viridiplantae; Streptophyta; Magnoliopsida; Poales; Poaceae
Product: dirigent protein 22
Exons: 1
Coding region: 91-630 (179 amino acids)
Source: RefSeq, a predicted model, not a curated record
CGCAGACCUCGCUCGCAAGAACAACAGACAGAGCUCAGAGUAACAAUAGUCAAGAAAAGCUCCAGCUCGACCACACCUGCGCAUAUAGCCAUGGCCGCCGCCGGCAGCUACGCAGCCCUGUCCUCCUGCCUCCUGGCGCUCGCCCUGCUGGCCGCCACCGCGUCGGCGCAGGAGAAGGAGACGCACCUGCGCGUGUUCUGGCACGACGUGGUGACCGGGGGCCCGAACGUGUCCACGAUAGUCCAGGUGGCCGAGGCCCCCUCGUCCAACGCCUCCGCCACGGGCUUCGGCACCGUCAUCGUCAUCGACGACCCGCUCACCGAGGGCCCCAACCUGACGACCUCCAGGCUGGUCGGCCGCGCGCAGGGCAUGUACGUGAGCGCCGGCAGGGACUCGCUGUCGCUGAUGAUGGCCAUGAACUUUGUCUUCGUCGACGGCGCCUACAACGGCAGCAGCCUCGCCAUCCUGGGCGCCAACCCCGCCGAGCGGACCGUCCGGGAGAUGCCCGUGGUCGGCGGCACCGGCGUGUUCCGCUUCGCCAGAGGGUAUUGCCAGGCGCGCACGCAGUGGAUCGACAACAGGACCGGCGACGCCAUCGUCGAGUACAACCUCCACGUCCGCCACGACUGAGAUGCAUGCAUGGACGAUGGUCGACGCAGCUGCGUGCAGCCACACGAUUUUUACGAUCGAGUUAUGAUUAUAAGCGCGACGAACGGAAGUGAGAAAAUCAUAUGCAAAAUUUAUUAUUACUUCACUUGUAAUUGUAGUUGUGCCUUCAUUUUUUUUUUGUCGUCCAUCAUCACUAUUCUAACUCUUUUCUUGUAACACUUGAUCGUCCUCUUUUGCACCAAACUUUUGCCACU